AUGACGUCAUUUUGUGGUCACGCAGAUGUAGUUGAACCACCUGAUGAUGAUGCACUUAUUUCUGAGACAUCUUUAAAUAAUGCGCGACAUGUUCCUGAGCUCUCAAAGUCCCCAACACAACCUUCCCAACACUCCCAUAAUUCAUCGGUUUUAUCAUCUGAAACCAUUGAUGACUUCACCUUGUUCCGGCGGGCUGAUAGCAAGGAGAAAAAUAAGAGGAAGAGGGCGAAGAAAAACCCCUACAACCUCAGCGCCACAGAAGAGGAGCUGAUGCUGGAGUUUAUCAUGGACAAUCCUGUGCUGUGGAAUGUGUGGAAUGUGAAGAUGACAGAUUAUAGGCGGAAAGACAAGAAAGAGAAGAUCUGGGAAGAGCAAACACAUCAGAUGAAUAAGACUGUUGACAUCCUCAAGGGCUGGUUCAGAUCGUUGCGCGACACCCAUACGCGCCUUGAGAAGAAGAAAAGCGGGGAUAGUGCUCCAAACCUGACUGAGAGAGAAAAGUUUGCCUUCCUGAAGACUGUCACUCGCCACCGACCGGAGCCCAUGCAGAGUGUGAAGGAUACCAUCCAGCUUUAA
Messenger RNA from Dendronephthya gigantea, 576 nucleotides. RefSeq lists its product as uncharacterized. Bases 1 to 576 code for a protein of 191 amino acids. Lineage: Eukaryota; Metazoa; Cnidaria; Anthozoa; Malacalcyonacea; Nephtheidae. The transcript is spliced from 3 exons. The record is from RefSeq and is a predicted model, not a curated record.